AACGAGCCAGUUUGUUCUUUAGCAGAAAGUGUCUUUGCUUUAGUUUUUGUUUUUCAAAUGCAAAUACCCUUAGUGCAAGGUGGGAGGCCUAGUGAUUAUCUCAGCCAGGUGGGGAAGGGGACAAUCUCCUGCUGAGGUCCCGAAGAAGAUCCCUCCUCGGAAGCUGUUAUUUGCAGUGGUGCCAAGCGCAGCAACCUCCUUUUCCAAGUGAGUCAAAGUUGUGCUUGCAGAACUUUCCACGCUGCAGCGAUAAACUAGCAGGAAAUGGGAAACAAUACCCUCGUUGCGGGAACCAGUGCUUCUCCCUCGAUAGAGGAACUCUACUAUCUCAGCUGAAUUUGCAACAAAACUUCCGUUUGGGGCAGCCACCAGUGCCUGCGCGUGUUGACUCUCACAAGUAAAUCCCAAUGCGUUCAGUGGGGCUUGCUCUUCCCGGCAUUCGUUUGAUGUGAGGCCUUAACUGGUUCACACCCACAGAACACUGGCUGGCUGAAUAAAUGGAGAAUGAGUCGGACCUUGAUUUUUCUGAGUGUUUAGCUGCUGAGCUGCGCAUCUGUGUGGAGCAGUAUCUACUCAAGAAGCGACCUGCUCAUCAUAUGUGAACAGGAAACACGCAGAGCAAAAAGUCUGACAUAGGCAAUAAAGUUAAACCACACUGCAGGAUGCUGUUGCCUCGUAGAAGGUUUUUUAACUAUGAGAUCCAGCUGACUGAGUGAAGAAUGCAGUUCAGGAAAAAGCUGUGGUGCAUCCUGGCCCUCUGCCUUGCGUUUUUCCUUUGGAAGCUUUACAAGGCUGUGUAUAUGGACCCUUCGCCUUCCUCUGGAGAAUGGCCGCUGAUGGAGUCUCCCUGGGAGGGAAAGAGGUGCAGCCAGAACAGGUGCACAGAGCAUAGCAAGUUGGACUGGUUUUGUGAUCACUUUGAUGCCUCAGUCAACUGCCUGCUGACUCUUAGAAAUCCAGAGGUCCCCUCGGAGGUUCUGCAGUGGUGGCUGAGGCUGCAAGGAUAUCAGGAUGGAAGCCAACUCCAGAAGAUAAUAAAGCACUUGUUUGACAUCCUUCACUCCCCUCCCGUUACAUCCCAAGAUUUUAGCCAGUGUGGAACAUGUGCUGUGGUGGGCAAUUCAGGGAGGCUGAAGGGCUCUAAAUAUGGAAAAAAGAUUGACGCUCACCACUUUGUGCUGAGGAUGAACACAGCACAAACUGCAGGCUUUGAGGAAGAUGUUGGUGCAAGAACCACGCACCAUUUCAUGUACCCAGAGAGUGCUGUGAACCUGCAUGCUGGCGUCCAUCUUGUGUUCGUCCCCUUCAAAACUCUGGAUCUCAAAUGGCUAGCUAGUGCUUUUUCCUCAGGAGAAAUUAAGCGUACAUACCAAAGAGUCAAGCCCUUCAUUGAAGCUGACAAAAGCAAGGUCUUAAUACUGAACCCUGCCUUCCUAAAAUAUAUUCACGAUAAAUGGAUGAAGCGCUUUGGAAGGUAUCCAUCCACUGGAUUCGCUGCACUGCUUUUUGCUAUUCAUACUUGUAAACAGGUCUCUGCAUUUGGUUUCGGCGCAGACAGCAGAGGGAACUGGCACCACUACUGGGAAAAGAAUCGGUACGCUGGAGCUUUCCGCAGGACUGGAGUCCACAAUGGCACUUUUGAACUGGCACUCAUUGAGAGACUAGCAGCUGAAGGCAGAAUAUCAUUUUAUAAAUAGCUUGCUCCAGUGCCCCACAGACUUCAAAGUCACUAAUCC
Podarcis raffonei (Aeolian wall lizard) is the source of this 1736-nucleotide messenger RNA. RefSeq names its product CMP-N-acetylneuraminate-beta-galactosamide-alpha-2,3-sialyltransferase 2-like. Gene Ontology annotation, molecular function: beta-galactoside (CMP) alpha-2,3-sialyltransferase activity. The transcript is spliced from 7 exons. NCBI's taxonomy places the organism in Eukaryota, Metazoa, Chordata, Lepidosauria, Squamata, Lacertidae. The record is from RefSeq and is a predicted model, not a curated record. The coding region runs from base 720 to 1697 and encodes 325 amino acids.